GUAGACAAUGAAUCUGAUGAAUCAGAUGAAUCAGAUGAACCAACUAAUUCUUUAGAACUGACUUCUGGACUUACCUUUGCUAAUUGGGAAGAAUUCAAGAAUUGGAUAUAUAGAUUUGCAUUAAAAGAGA
Messenger RNA from Scutellospora calospora, 130 nucleotides. The record is from the annotation of a GenBank genome assembly. NCBI's taxonomy places the organism in Eukaryota, Fungi, Glomeromycota, Glomeromycetes, Diversisporales, Gigasporaceae.